Messenger RNA from Ricinus communis (castor bean), 1014 nucleotides. Its product is annotated as xyloglucan endotransglucosylase protein 1. Gene Ontology annotation, cellular component: cell wall; apoplast. The coding region runs from base 81 to 899 and encodes 272 amino acids. The record is from RefSeq and is a predicted model, not a curated record. Gene Ontology annotation, biological process: xyloglucan metabolic process; cell wall biogenesis. The transcript is spliced from 3 exons. NCBI's taxonomy places the organism in Eukaryota, Viridiplantae, Streptophyta, Magnoliopsida, Malpighiales, Euphorbiaceae. Gene Ontology annotation, molecular function: hydrolase activity, hydrolyzing O-glycosyl compounds; xyloglucan:xyloglucosyl transferase activity.
UUGGUGAGGUCUGUCAGGAGAUGGGGAGCCAAUGAUUUUCGUAUCUCCCAUUCUCUUUGUUACUUUUCUCCUUCAGAAACAUGGCAACAUUUUUGCUGCUUUGCAUUCUUGCGAGUUCUUUCCUUGCUGCUGCUUGUGCGGGUAAUUUCUAUCAGGAUGUGGACAUAACAUGGGGCAGUGGUCGCGGCCAGAUAAUGGAUGGAGGAAAUCUUCUCUCGCUUACCCUUGACAAGGACUCUGGCUCUGGUUUCCAAUCCAAUAAAGAAUAUCUCUUUGGAAGGUUUGAUGUGCAAAUGAAGCUUGUCCCUGGCAACUCGGCAGGCACCGUCACCACCUUCUAUUUGUCAUCUGAUCCGGGGCCAACACAUGACGAGAUUGAUCUCGAGUUCCUGGGGAACCUAAGUGGGUCUCCCUACACCUUGCAUACUAAUGUCUACGUCAAAGGGAAAGGGGCUAAGGAACAAGAAUUUGACCUCUGGUUUGAUCCAACAAAGGAUUUUCACACGUACUCUGUAAUUUGGAACCCUCAACGAAUCAUUAUAUUAGUAGAUUACAUUCCCAUAAGAGUGUUCGAGAAUCAAGAAUCAAUUGGAAUCCCAUUUGCCAACAGCCAACCGAUGAGGGUAUAUGCAACCAUAUGGGAUGCAGACCAAUGGGCGACUAGAGGUGGACUGGUAAAAACUGACUGGUCAAAGGCUCCUUUUACUGCCUACUACAGAAACUUUAAUGUACAGACUACCGAUUCUAAUGGAAAUAAAGCUUGGUUAACUCAAGGACUCGGCAUUAAAGAUCGAAAAUGGAUCCGAUGGGCGCAGAAAUUUCAUAUGAUUUACAACUAUUGCACUGACCCUAAGCGUCACAGUGACCGUCGUGAAUGUCGAAAAUCGAGAUUUCUAUAAAAUCUGCCGCCUUCUGUUAUGAAUUUGCAAGUCGAGGAGAAAUAGAAAAAUUGUAACUUGAAUUUUGAGUCCUGAAAAGAUUUUCCAUUCUAAUGAAAACACUCUUAUCAUUAAA